CGGCCUUUAUUUUGAAAAGCGGAAACGCCGCCUCAACCCCAGUUGGUCAGCUGACCGUCGGUCGGUCUGCUGACUGUCAAACAACCGAAACCAACUGAGCUGGGACUCGGAACCUCCAGAACCGUUUGGACCAGCGGACGCGCAGCCUGAGUCCCGCCCGGUGGCUCUCCGAACCCCGCACCGGUUCCGGUUCUCUGUACCCGGCAGGAGGCCCGAUCUCCGGCCUGAACACGCCCGCCUCUCCCCUCCGCUGUUUCCGCCGAGGCCGGUCAGCCGGUGGCCGUCCGGCCGCAGCAGAGCGACCCGAGGCGGCCUGCCGGCAGCAUGGCCCCGCUGGACGCGGCCCUGCAGGGCUUCUCGGUGUUCGGCCUGGUUCUGUUCGCGGUUCUGUGGCUCAUGCACUUCAUGUCCAUCAUCUAUGUGCGUCUCCACCUCCACAGGAAGAGGUCAGAGGUCAAGCAGCCGUUUGCUCAGGUCCUGGGCGUUUCUCUGCUGAAGCCGCUGAAGGGCGUCGACCCCAACCUGAUCUCCAACCUGGAGACCUUCUUCACCCUGGACUACCCCAAGUACGAGAUCCUGCUGUGUGUCCAGGACCAGGACGACCCGGCUGUGGACGUCUGCAAGAAGCUGCUGGGGAAGUAUCCCAACGUCGACGCCAGGCUGUUCAUCGGUGGGAAGAAGGUCGGGAUCAACCCCAAGAUCAACAACCUGAUGCCCGGAUACGAAGCAGCCAAGUACGGACUGGUGUGGAUCUGUGACAGCGGCAUCCGAGUGAAACCCGACACUCUGACCGAUCUGACCAAUCAGAUGACGGAGAAGGUGGGUCUGGUCCACGGGCUGCCGUACGUCGCCGACCGCCAAGGCUUUGCCGCCACGCUGGAGCAGGUGUACUUCGGGACGUCUCAUCCCCGCUCCUACAUCUCGGCCAACGUGACGGGGAUCAAGUGCGUGACGGGAAUGUCGUGUCUGAUGCGGAAGGACGUUCUGGACCAGGCGGGGGGGCUGGUGGCCUUUGCCCAGUACAUCGCCGAGGAUUACUUCAUGGCCAAGGCCAUCGCCGACAGAGGAUGGAAGUUCUCCAUGGCAACGCAGGUGGCGCUGCAGAACUCCGGCUCUUACUCCAUCGGUCAGUUCCAGUCCCGCAUGAUCAGGUGGACCAAGCUGCGCAUCAACAUGGUUCCCGCCACCAUCCUGGAGCCUGUCUCUGAGUGCUUCCUGGCCAGCCUCAUCAUCGGCUGGGCCGCACAUCACGUCUUCAGGUGGGACAUGAUGGUCUUCUUCAUGUGUCACUGCCUCGCCUGGUUCAUCGCCGACUACGUCCAGCUGACGGGAGUCCAGGGCGGCGCCCUGAGCUUCUCCAAGCUGGACUUCGCUGUGGCGUGGUUCAUCAGGGAGUCCAUGUCGGUGCAGAUCUUCCUGUCGGCGCUGUGGGACCCCACCAUCAGCUGGAGAACGGGUCGGUACCGGCUCCGCUGCGGUGGCACCGCCGAGGAGAUCCUGGAUGUGUAGUUACCAUGGUUACCAGCCGCCCGCCUGGCAGAGGCGGCAGAGACUGUUGGAUUUUUAUGAGGCAGUCUGUGUGCGUUUUUUAACUAUUUAUGUUGGUGCUAAAAAUAAAACCAGUCAAUCACAGCGCAGCACCGAAGAAUAACACGCCUGAGCUCUGAUCAGCCAAUCAGGACAGAGUACCAGCCACUCUGACUUCUCAUUGGUCCCCACUGCUUUUUUUUAAACUUCCAGGACAUCAGAGCAGAGACUUUUACUUUGAAAUCCACAGGAAAUCUGAUACACCUCCGAUCAACUGAUGUGACUUUAAGCGCCUCUGCUGGUCCUGUCACAUAUGGGUCUGAAAAAAAUUCAACAGGGGUCAGAGUAGUCGACCAAUCAGAGACCAGCAGCUCUGUAAUUAAAUGAUUCCUUUAUUAUGAAGGUCCAAACGUUUCAUCACAACUGGACCAAAACAAGAAAAGGCGACACAUUUCUCUGCAGCUGCAGUCCGUCACGCUGUGUGUGUGUGUGUGUGUGUGUGUGUGUGUGUGUGUGUGUGUGUGUGUGUGUGUGUGUGUGUGUGUGUGUGUGUGCGCUCAGCCUCGGGUGUUCAGUGAUGACAUCAUCGGCUGUCGGAUGAACCCCGUCUGAAUGGUUGAGUCUUUUUUGUAUAUUUUGUUUUUCUGUUACAAACCUGCUGGAAAUGGACCAAUCACGGACCAGGACAAUAACCCGCUUCCUGUCAGCGGUCACGCCGUGAUUGGCCGAUGGGAGAGGUUGUGGGCGGGACUUUAACAGAUGCACGGCAGCCAUUGGUUGUAAGGUUUAUUUAUUUAUUCAUGCUCCAAAUUCCUGUCACACCUUCAGAAUAAAUAAAGAUUUAACAAA
Molecule: messenger RNA, 2376 nt
Organism: Poeciliopsis prolifica (blackstripe livebearer)
Lineage: Eukaryota; Metazoa; Chordata; Actinopteri; Cyprinodontiformes; Poeciliidae
Product: ceramide glucosyltransferase
Exons: 10
Coding region: 325-1509 (394 amino acids)
Biological process (GO): glucosylceramide biosynthetic process
Cellular component (GO): membrane
Molecular function (GO): ceramide glucosyltransferase activity
Source: RefSeq, a predicted model, not a curated record